This is a messenger RNA of Colletotrichum scovillei, 3455 nucleotides long. RefSeq lists its product as uncharacterized. The coding region runs from base 555 to 2279 and encodes 574 amino acids. Lineage: Eukaryota; Fungi; Ascomycota; Sordariomycetes; Glomerellales; Glomerellaceae. The record is from RefSeq and is a predicted model, not a curated record. The transcript is spliced from 2 exons. Gene Ontology annotation, cellular component: cytoplasm. Gene Ontology annotation, biological process: regulation of nitrogen utilization; negative regulation of transcription by RNA polymerase II; mitochondria-nucleus signaling pathway.
UAUACUUACUUACAUGCAUCCCACUCCGCUGCCAUCUAAUCCACAUCUUCCAACUCUCUCUGGUCAAACUCGAGCUGACGAUAAUUAUUAACGUCCGUCUUCCCCCAGACUUUCCACCCUUCCCUUCUCCUCUUACUUCAUUGCUCCACCAGAAGCACAUCUCGACCAUCGACGUGACACCUCUCUGCACAUCCAGAGCCAGCAUUCUCCGGAUUCCCUCCCGUAAACGCCAUCAUAUUAAAGCAUUCCUGUCUUCGCCCUUCCGCACCUCGACGUCUGCAUCAGCACUUCCAGCGACAUCAUUUCCCCGACGUACAUAGCGCCCAUCACUUCAUUGUCGACAUCAUCGACCGCCACCCGCAAAACCACGACGCGCGACCACAAAUCUGAUCUCGACAACAUCCAUCUCGCUUCGCUCCAGGUGCCGAAUCUGCCCUACUCUACUCAAUCCCAAUACACCCUCAACGCUGGGUGUCUGUUCAAUCUCAACCACCACCCUAUAUCCGGAACCGACGACCGCCAGCUGCUCAAUUCGAGCAGACCAUCUCGGCGCCAUGCCUUACCCUCUCGAUACGCACGUCCUGACAGUGGACACCAAUGUCAUCAACAAGGUCGACACCUCAAAUCCUCAGAACCUCUACAGCAUGUGGACUGUCUUUGCCAAAUGCGCAGAGUCUGUUGAGCAGGGACGCAGGUUAGAAAACCUCAGCUGGCGAUUGUGGAACCGUGAAACAUUCUGCUGCACCGAGGAGGAACAAGCCUCCAUCACCGCCACCAGCUUGCCCAGAGAGAUCCCCCAAGCCAGCAGAAUACAAGAUAUCCCUCAACUCUCCGGCAGUGUCGAGUCAGAAAAUGAUGACGAGGCAGUCGACUUCACUUCAUUGUCCGCACCCCUCGAGAUCCGCCCUAGAAUUCAAAGACAGGACUCUUGCGCGAGCAACCGCAGCCGUGGCAAGGAACGCCACAUCACUUCCGGCGACUUCGAGAAGAUGGUCGUCUCCAUCAUCAAGGAGAACGAGCCCUUGUCUGCACCUCUUCCGCAAAUGGCCUCCCCUUACAUGCCUCCUAUGAAGGAGACCCCCGACCUGGCCCCUGCCUCCCCCGUCUACGAGCACUCUGGAUCUACUACAACCGAGUCGCCUUGCAAGUCAUCGGAAGAAGAGCACGCCCAAGAGCCGACCUCACCCGAAAUCACCUCUCGCACUACCGUCGUCCGUGGCUUCUCUCCAUCCCAGAUCCCCAGAGCCAUCCCUGCCUCUCCCAAGGUCAUCUCUCCCGCCGCCAUUCCCGAGCCGAGGUCAUCACCUGCAGCCAAGCCCAUCCUGUCCAAGAAGCAGCCCAUGUUCUCCAUUGGCGAGUCUUGCUCCUCGAGUGAACAAGGCCACAGCAUCGAGAACCUCAGACCCAUUCCCGCUCCUGUCCAGAAGCGCAAGAUGUUCCAGGUCGGCGGCUCCUCCGAGGAGGACAGCUCCCUCAAGAGUGCCCUUGCCUCCCAACCCGGCUCCCUGCUCACCGGUCAGAAGAAGACGACCUCCUUUGCCGACCACGUCUCCACCCGAAUGAUCAACGACGACAACUCUGCUAUUGCCGACGACUCAGAGACUGACUACGUCGACGAGAGCGCCAUUGAUGACGACGACGACUCUUCCGACUGGGAAGACUCCAUCGAGGACAGCAACAAGUCUAGCAUUGAUGAGAAGACCUUCUUCCAGCGCGUCGACUCCAAGGUCAACUUGACCUCGCGCCGUUCAUUGAUUACGCUCAUGAUGACUGAGCAGAACGACCGCUCCAGCAAGCUUGGCAACAUUGCUUCCCAAUCUACUUCGGCACUCCCAUGGUCGCGCACUAGCCACCCGGCUCCUCCUACCUUGGCCGUCUCUCCGAAUGACUCUGACGAUGCCCCUCUCAUGAUGAAGCGCGGCAAUCGCUCUUCUCCCCUGAAGCCCAUCAACGAGGUGCCUCGCUCGGCUGCCCAGCCUAUCCAUGCUACAGCCAGCCACAGCCAUCUCCAAGCUGCUCUUUCUCCUCGCACUACCCGUCGCAACAUGCUUGCGACUGAGUUGACCGAGUCUCUUCGCCGCAACCUUCUCUGGGAGCGCCAGCAAAAGUCGUCUACUGCCAACGCUGUCCUCAAGAGACGGCAUACCUCCCACGACGUCGCCAACCUGAAGCAGUACCCCGAGAAGGUUUGCCUCAAGAACGGAGAUGCCCCGGUCAACCCCCAGUACUUCUCCAAGGACACUGACAACUUUGGAGGCUACCACUCCAAGGGAUGGUAAAUCGCUAUUACAUUACUGCGCCACACACAACACAAAACACACACAAUAAUCACAAUAUCCGACGAGCGUGUGGCCUUUGAGCCCGCUCGAGCACAGCUAUUUCUGAUUGCUUUUACACUGCAUUGCGCGCGGCGGCAUCGCAUCGGCUCUGCCAUUCAUUAUAGUACCAUAAUCAUGGGCGCGCAUAUUUGGGACUAGAUAGUCCCAUGAUACGACACGGGUGCAUUCAUUGGGCCUCGGGGUGGGCCUUUUGGACCUGAUUCUAAUUUUCACACAUUUGCACGGCGUCUCUUCAUCACACGAUACCAUGGUCUGUUUUGUUUUCGCAACAUACCACCUUCAUGUUUUAUCAAUGGGUCUGGGUCUCUGCAUUUACAUGGUUGAUUGAAAGUUUUGUAGUGAAGGAGAGGUGGAUUGUACUCUAUGGACAGGACCAACAGGAGGGGAAAACACAUCUACAGAAGGCAUUGCCCGAAGGCGACUUCAACAGCAGGACCUGACACUGACUGGGGCAUGCUGAUGACAAGACAAAGGAAGGAGAAGAAAAACCGGGUGGUGGAACACCAAAAGUGGAGAUGUUCCACGAGAACGGCCGAAAGGGCAGAAGAGGUUGAAAAAAGCUGGUUUGAAAAACAAAAAGCGCACGAGAAGGUCGGCGCAGAUGGACCACAAAAGCAAGAUCAUUGCGACGAAGCCAAAAAAAAUCCCAAAAUCGUCAAAAGAGUUUAGCAAAAACAUGAAUAAAAGUUGGCCAUUCAAUCAAACAUUCGUCUCAUCAUCAUUACUGUGACACUGCAAUUCAUUCACUCACUCUUUUUUAAUUCAAUGUGCCUUGUGACACCUACCACAGGCGUCGCCUUGCAUUUGUAUGGACUUGCGCAACCGGGCAGAUGACUACAUGCUGCUACUGCUGACUGAUGGCAGACGCGCAGACGAAAGGCCCAUGCGCUCACCGCUGGCCGAUACGCUAGAGCUGCGCUCCAUCACGAGCGCCCCCGGGGACCGGAAGCAGAGCCUGUUUAUCGGUGUUGUGCAUUAUCAGUCUAUCUAUGGAGUACGGAGUACUAAGGAGAUGGGAAGACAAGACAGACGAGACAGACCGCAUGGGCUCGGCCAUUGCUGACAUGGGGGGGAUUCCAAGGCGACGGCGGGUUACGCUAGGGGCUGCGCCAGGGG